Cucumis sativus (cucumber) is the source of this 1967-nucleotide messenger RNA. RefSeq names its product pyridine nucleotide-disulfide oxidoreductase domain-containing protein 2. The transcript has 16 exons. NCBI's taxonomy places the organism in Eukaryota, Viridiplantae, Streptophyta, Magnoliopsida, Cucurbitales, Cucurbitaceae. Bases 106 to 1809 code for a protein of 567 amino acids. Gene Ontology annotation, molecular function: oxidoreductase activity. The record is from RefSeq and is a predicted model, not a curated record.
CUUUUUCAAAUAACACAGCAAAAAGUGUUCUUUCUUUUUCUGUUCUCCUUUUCGCCGCAAACUGAAUACUCCUCGUCAGUCCACUCUCACACUCUCCAAAACAAUAUGUGGCGGCGGAGUUUCAGAAGCGCCACCACCGCCGGUUCUACGUCCGUCUUGAAGAAUCAGAAAUGGGAUGCAUUGGUAAUUGGCGGUGGCCAUAAUGGUCUCACUGCUGCCGCGUAUCUGGCUCGUGGAGGUCUCUCCGUCGCAGUACUCGAGCGACGCCAUGUACUCGGCGGAGCUGCCGUGACCGAAGAGAUCAUUCCCGGUUUUAAAUUCUCCCGCUGCAGCUACCUGCAGAGUCUUCUUCGCCCGUCUGUCAUCAAGGAAUUAGAGCUAGCGAGGCACGGAUUAAAGCUUUUAAAGAGGAACCCAUCAUCGUUUACGCCUUGUUUGGACGGGCGAUAUCUUUUGUUAGGUCCUAAUAAGGACCUUAAUUAUUCAGAAAUUUCUAAGUUCUCCAAACGAGACGCUGACGCUUAUACCAGAUAUGAAGCUCAAUUAGAAAGGUUCUGUAAAUUCAUGGAUAUUCUUCUAGACUCACCUACACCAGAAACCAUGCAUGGUGUGUCAUCUUUGAAAUAUCGCCUGGAGGAUAAGUUAGAAAAAUCAGCUUUUUGGGCAAAAUGCCUUCGGAGCGCUCUUUCCUUGGGUCAAAAGGAUUUGGUAGACUUCAUGGACCUUUUGUUUUCUCCGGCUUCGAAGGUUUUAAACAAUUGGUUUGAGGGAGACGUUCUAAAAGCUACACUAGCAACAGAUGCAAUCAUUGGGUCCGUGGCAAGUGUUCACACACCAGGUAGUGGAUAUGUGCUACUUCAUCACGUGAUGGGUGAAACAGAUGGUGAUCGUGGCAUCUGGUCGUACGUAGAAGGUGGCAUGGGCUCUGUAUCAAUGGCUAUUGCUAAUGCAGCUAGGGAUGCAGGCGCUCAUAUUAUCACUAAUGCCGAGGUGUCAGAAUGCAUGAUUGAGGACUCUGGUAGAGUAAAAGGGGUGAGGCUAGUCGAUGGGACAUGUGUGCAAGCGUCAACUGUUCUGUCAAAUGCGACGCCCUACAAAACGUUUAUGGAAUUACUGCCUCAUGAUAUACUUCCUGAUGAGUUUCUUCGAGCUAUUAAGCAUAUUGAUUACCGAUCUGCAACUACCAAAAUUAAUUUAGCAGUUGAGAAAGUACCCCAGUUUCCUUGUUGCAAUCUUAGUCCAUCUGAAUCAAGACAUCAGCUUGUAGGGACCAUUCAUAUCGGUGCAGAAAGUAUGGAGGAGAUUGACUCGGCCUGUCAAGAUGCUGUGAAUGGCAUACCGUCUAGAAGACCUAUUAUUGAAAUGACAAUCCCCUCUAUACUAGACCAGACAAUAUCUCCUCCAGGCAAACAUGUGAUCAAUUUAUUUAUUCAGUAUACUCCAUACAAACCCUCUGAUGGUUCCUGGGAAGAUCCUGUUUAUAGGGAAUCGUUUGCUCAAAGAUGUUUUUCCUUGAUUGAUGAAUAUGCUCCUGGGUUUAGCUCAUCAAUUAUUGGCUAUGACAUGUUAACUCCCCCUGAUCUUGAAAGAGAAAUCGGUCUGACAGGAGGGAAUAUCUUCCAUGGUGCCAUGGGGUUGGAUUCGCUCUUCCUUUUACGGCCAGUUAAAGGAUGGUCAAAUUAUAGAAGUCCAGUGAAAGGGCUGUAUUUGUGUGGAAGUGGUUCCCAUCCUGGAGGUGGUGUGAUGGGGGCACCUGGUCGUAAUGCUGCAAAUUUGGUUCUUCAAGAUUUGAACAGACAACUUAGCUGAGCUCAAUUGCAGAGCAAAGCCUUCAUUUGCCCAAAAAUCCAAGCUCUUUUCUUGUACCUCAUCACUUAUGUUUGUUGAUCCAUUUUAAGAAUGCAGUGUAGGAUGACUUUUUGACUUUUGAAACAGGCAAUAAAAGAAAAUUGUUUUGUUAAUUAAUU